This is a messenger RNA of Acyrthosiphon pisum (pea aphid), 955 nucleotides long. RefSeq lists its product as uncharacterized. Lineage: Eukaryota; Metazoa; Arthropoda; Insecta; Hemiptera; Aphididae. Gene Ontology annotation, molecular function: sequence-specific DNA binding. The transcript is spliced from 5 exons. The record is from RefSeq and is a predicted model, not a curated record. The coding region runs from base 239 to 883 and encodes 214 amino acids.
CAGUAGUCGUCUAAUAUACCUAUCUGUUGGCUGUCCCCAUUGAUUUUGUCCUAUCGUCCUCAUGACAGUCGUGAGUCGUGAACCGUGAGUAGUAGUCUAUCAUUAUCAUCGCUAUCGUUACCUCAGAUUCUGAUGUUCGCUCAAACCACCUACUAAUACUGACUUUAAUUUUUUUUUUUAAACUCUGGUCAGUAGGAAUUUUUAAAAUUGUUUCCGUUUUCGUUAUAUUGUUUUUGCGAUGAACUCCAAAAAUUCUGUGCUUUCCACCGCACCGAAGAAACAAAAGAAGCCCAACUUCAACUCCUGCGUGAUGUGCUUAAAGUCCAAAAAAAAAGGAUAUAACAUUUCUUUGCACAAAUUCCCAAAAGAUCCCAUCAGACGAGCAGUUUGGCUUAGAAAUUGUAGAUUUGUGGAAAAAGAAAUUGAACAUAAUAGAUUGUUAUGCUCUUCCCAUUUCGAAAAAGAUUGCAUUGUCCAACACCGCACCAGAAGAGUAUUGAAGAAAUCCGCCGUGCCUGUUAUUUUUGAUAAGAAAAAAAAAAAUAAAAGAGACAAAAAACGAAGUCAACAUUCCCAACCUUUGCAAAAAACAGUUACAAGGAGUAACUGCAAAGUGUAUUAUAUCCUGGUGUCGCCGAUAAUUUUGGUUAAACCAAUAUUUGUUCAAAAUCUCGUUCCCGCGUCACAUGCUCAAGAUACUCAGACAUCUGGGCUUUCAGAAACUACACUGCAAAUAAAGGUUGAAGAUUUGGAAAAUCCAGCUGCUGAUGUUAUACCAAUGUGGGUUCUAAGACAAUUUACUGAUCAAUUGUCAGGAUACUCUUUAGAUCCUGAGAAGAAUAAUGGAACCGAUGAUGUUCCAAUUUUUCCUGAGAAUAAUUAAUUUAUUGACAUUGAAACUUUUAUUUAAGGUAAGUAUUUGUUAGGAAAAUAUGACAUCAAUCAAUAUUAAAUA